Messenger RNA from Serendipita indica DSM 11827, 1488 nucleotides. The record is from the annotation of a GenBank genome assembly. NCBI's taxonomy places the organism in Eukaryota, Fungi, Basidiomycota, Agaricomycetes, Sebacinales, Serendipitaceae.
AUGCUCUCGGUCUCGGGCUCAGCACGAACAGGACUCCGCCGUGGGGUUUUGUCGAAUGCAGCGUGGGCGAGAAUACGACAACUGUCGACGUAUGACACUGUCGUCAUUGGAGGAGGUCCAGGAGGCUACGUCGCAGCGAUCAAGGCUGCCCAGCUCGGACAAAAGACGGCGUGCAUAGAAAAGCGCGGUACAUUGGGCGGGACAUGUCUAAACGUUGGAUGUAUUCCUUCCAAGGCCAUGUUAAACAACUCGCACAUUUACCACCAGACUCUCCACGAUGUUAAAGCUCGUGGAAUUGAUGUCGAGGGCGUCUCUUUGAACCUUCCGAAUAUGCUCAAAGCAAAAGAUACGGCUGUCGCAGGCCUGACAAAGGGCGUCGAGGGUUUGUUCAAAAAGUACAAGGUUGAUUACAUCAAGGGGACCGGCUCAUUCCAAUCCGCCAACAAGCUCAAGGUCGCACUCACUGAAGGCGGAGAGGAAGAGCUCGAGGCGAAGAAUGUCAUCAUCGCCACUGGCUCAGAGGCGACGGCGUUCCCUGGUGUACCUUUUGACGAGGAGCGCAUUGUCAGCUCGACGGGUGCUCUUUCCUUAAAAGAGGUCCCAAAGACGCUUACUGUCAUCGGCGGUGGUGUGAUUGGUCUCGAGCUCGGUAGCGUUUGGAGUCGCUUGGGAGCAGAGGUCACCGUCGUCGAGUUUUUGGGCGGAAUCGGUGGCGUUGGUAUCGACGAGGAAAUUGCCAAGAGCUUCCAAAAGAUUCUCCAGAAGCAGGGCUUCAAGUUCAAGCUCAAUACCAAAGUCACCUCGUUGAAACGUGAGGGUGAUACCGUCACGGUUGAGAUUGAGAGCGCAAAGGAUGGCAAGAAGGAGACGAUUACCACCGAUGUUUGUCUCGUCGCCAUUGGCCGAAAGCCAUACACCGAAGGUCUCAACCUAGAAGCGAUCGGCGUCGAAGUCGACAAGAGGGGACGAGUCGUCAUUGACAAUCAAUUCAACACAUCGGUGCCCGGCAUUCGGUGCAUUGGAGAUGCCACCUUUGGUCCUAUGUUGGCGCACAAGGCCGAAGAUGAAGGUAUCGCUGCUGCCGAAUACAUCCAGUCCGGCCACGGACAUGUCAACUACGACGCAAUUCCAUCCGUCAUCUACACUCACCCAGAGGUCGCUUGGGUAGGCAAGACCGAGCAAGAGCUCAAGGCGGCGGGCGUCCAGUACAAGGUUGGAAAGUAUCCGUUCCUGGCAAACUCGCGCGCAAAGACAAACAAUGACCAAGAAGGAAGCGUCAAGGUUUUGAUCGAAAAGGAGACGGACAAGAUUCUGGGUGCUCACAUCAUUGGACCGAACGCGGGCGAGAUGAUCGCCGAAGCAACCUUGGCGGUAGAAUAUAGCGCAAGCGCAGAAGACGUUGCGAGAACCUGUCAUGCGCACCCAACGCUCUCGGAAGCGUUUAAAGAAGCCAACAUGGCGGCAUAUGACAAGCCUGUCAAUUUCUAA